Doryrhamphus excisus (bluestripe pipefish) is the source of this 2820-nucleotide messenger RNA. RefSeq lists its product as uncharacterized. Gene Ontology annotation, molecular function: RNA binding; ubiquitin-ubiquitin ligase activity. Gene Ontology annotation, cellular component: nucleus; cytoplasm. Gene Ontology annotation, biological process: positive regulation of canonical Wnt signaling pathway; protein polyubiquitination. The record is from RefSeq and is a predicted model, not a curated record. NCBI's taxonomy places the organism in Eukaryota, Metazoa, Chordata, Actinopteri, Syngnathiformes, Syngnathidae.
UUUAAAAUAUAUAGCGCACUAUUCCUCAUGUGAUUUAAUAAAAAAUAAUUUUACUACACACUAGUGAAAGAAACAUUGGGAACAUCCACUCUCCAAUAAAAGGUGAAUUAAACCUCCGCUACAAAAAUCAUGCUCAGUUUUGUGAAAUUAGUAUUACAGUUGUAGUAAACAGUGUCUGUUCACAUGUUUAUACAGUUUAUACGCUGUAUCGGAUACUUCCAGACCACUUACAGUACUGUACGUCUGUCCAUUCCUCUUGAGGAGGAAGCUGGAGCAGUUCCGGAUAACCAUCCACUGCAAAUGGGACGACAUGAUGGACCUAAACAAAAUUAUAUGUGUCAACGGACAAUGCGAUGACACAUUAAAUCAUAAGAGGGAGAAACAUUCAGCGUGGUAGCUCAUCUGUGCUAUUGUGCUAAUGUUAGCUCGGGAAGACGAGGCCUAACCAACACGACGUAUUGCUUCUACUAUUCCUACUUAAUAUUUUAUCUACAUCGGGAUAUUUAUUAGCACAUGGGGUGGGAAACAUUAUACCGAACAAUGGUAUCCUACUCUACUCCCCCAAUUUAACGCCAAACAUAAAAUAUUUGAGUGGUUUAAUAGCCGAGUGCUAGCAGCCGGAGCGACCACGUUACCUUUGAGCAGAGGAAAAGGACCAGAGAAGACGGAAACCGCUUUACCCUACUUCACAUACAGAUCACUCCGCGGCCGUUUCUUCAUUUAUUUCAACAGCAUAGCAAUAUGUUCAAUCCAAAUGAUGUAUUAAAACAUUACUUAAAUAAAAUUUGCAUUUAAAAAAUACUCGGUGUGUUUUAAAUUAAAAUUUCAGGUAAGCACUAUUUUUUGUAAAAGAGGCGAAUGAACACAUCACACAACUGCACGCGUCAUUUGACGAUGCGUCAUCAUUAUGCGACUCCUGUUUACGAAUAGUCGCUUAAUAGGCAAGUGUCAACAUAUUUCAGGCUACAGGAAGACUAUUGAGAAACGAAAUAAAUGACUGAGUGUCAAUUGAAAACAAAAAAACAAUUGCCUUGUUUAAAUAUUAGUAUUUUAGAUCCAACUCAAAAGUUAAGGAAAUGGGAAAAAUCGUUAUGAAGGUAGGCUCCUUUCGAAGACACACUCCAGUGAAAUAACAGUUGCUUAAAUGUGAGCUAACAUGGACGAGGAGGAAGCACUUGGUGAGCAGCUGUACAGUCGCAUUUACCCCAAACACAACGAGAAUGCUGGGAAACUGACAGGUAUGUUGCUAGAACUUCCUGGUCACGUUUUGGGUCAGAUCCUGCAGGAUGAGGUCAUGCUCACUGCAGCUGUAGACAAAGCAGUGAGAGCACUGCAGGUGGACCAGGAGGAGCCCAGCAAGAUAACAAGUAAGGAUGAAGAUGACGCCUCUGUGUCUUCUGACUCUUUGGGCGAGCAGCUUUUUGACCUAGUAAAUGUUUACAACACCGGCUACUCACAGAAGAUCACAGGCAUGUUACUGGAGCAGCACAAGGAGGCCGUCUUAAACCUCCUCUCAGAUCCCAAGCAGCUGGAAGAGCAGGUGAACAAAGCUCUCAAGACUUUAAAAGAGCAGCAUGUGGAAGAGACCGACGUCAGUGACUCAUCAGACACCGAAGAUUCAGAGGGGUUGGGAGAGAAGCUCUUCUCACUGGUGGAGAAACUGGACCACUGUCAUGCACAUGAAAUCACAGGCAUGCUGCUGGAGGUGGAUGCAAGUGUUGUGCGUCAGCUGCUAAGCGAGCGAACCAUGCUGGUCGCUGCUGUGCAGAAAGCACAAGCAGCACUGGACACUGGACACGUGUAAAAAUACAUCUUUGGUGAUGUAGGGUUGGGGGUGGGGGGAAAGGACCUUGGAAUGAAGACUACAUGGGUGAUUAAAAGUUUACACAUUUUGACUAAUAAGAUGUGCAAUGAUUUAUGAAAUUCUUCAGGUAUAUUGUAUCAAAUCUGCACAAAUGGUACACGUUGUUUGUUUGUUUGGUCUUUUUCAAUGACUCCACAUGGACACAUUUCAAAGCACUACAGAAUGCAAAUAUACCUUUAUUCAGUAUUUGCCUGUUGUGUUUUACAUAAGUUGAAAACAACUUGCUUUCCUGAAACGGAAGGGGACCAUUUCAAAUAUUACAAGUCUACAAAAUAAAGUGAAUGAAAUACAAGGUGAGACGAGGGAGUUGUAAUUCAAUUAAAAAUGUUAGUAAAUUAUUGUACUGAAAAGUACGUUUUUAUUUCACAAUGUAGAUAGAUUUAUUUGGAGCAUAGGCGGCCUAUACAAACAUGUAUUUAUGACAUUUGCGGCAAAUCAGAUGCUUCAAAGCUAAUCACACAAAAAAAUGAGUUGUCCACACAUGCACUCUCUCACACAUACACACGUAUAUCUUUAUGCCUCAAGCUCAUAAAUACAAUCCAUCUGAUAUACAAAUAUUUUGAUUUAUUUUAUCGGGUUUUUUUGUUUUUUUUUUGCACUGUUCAUGAUUCCUGCUGGUUUGAAGACAUCACUUGUUGGUCGGGAGAUACUUGGGCCAAAGUGAGACCAAAGACUCUUCAAAGUUGAGUCACAAAUUGACAGGAGAGCAUUUCAAUAAAUAUGUGGAAACAUGCGGCAUCUUCACAUGGCAGAAUGAAUCCACCUCCAGUCUGUUUUCUUGUAGUCAUUGACAAGAGGAGGGAAAGCACACAACACAGCAGACGACGCACUACAGACACUAGUCAUUCUUCUUGCUCAAAGCAUGCUGUCUCCAGUGAAACAGCAUACGAGACCACAAUAUGAAAUAUAAAAAGGUGCUUCUUUCUUUCUAUACAUCUCACACUAAAUCACUCAAA